Molecule: messenger RNA, 2850 nt
Organism: Hevea brasiliensis (rubber tree)
Lineage: Eukaryota; Viridiplantae; Streptophyta; Magnoliopsida; Malpighiales; Euphorbiaceae
Exons: 11
Coding region: 107-2233 (708 amino acids)
Molecular function (GO): FAD binding
Source: RefSeq, a predicted model, not a curated record
AGACAGUGGAUGUGUCAAGAAGCCCUGUAUAGGCUUUCGCUUUUGUUAAAUUUUCAGGGAAUCAUGAUCAACCUGUGAAGUGUGCGGCUUUUCCAUAUCUGGGUUCAUGGGUUUUUCAGGGUUUAUCAAAGGGUUUAGUGGUUUCUACAGAAAUAAACCCAGAAUCAAACCAUACCCAUUUGGCUAUUAUAAAAGCAGAGCAUCAUCGCACUCCUAUAAUUUCAAUGCUGAUGAUUCAAUACUUCCAGUCUUGAUCGUUGGUGCAGGACCUGUGGGUCUCGUUCUCUCUAUACUUCUAACCAAAUUAGGGGUCAAAUGUGCCAUUUUGGAGAAAAGCAAGGCAUUUUCAAGCCACCCCCAAGCACAUUUUAUCAACAACCGGUCUAUGGAGGUGUUUCGCAAGUUGGAUGGCCUUGCAGAGGAGAUCCGGAGCUCACAACCACCAGUAGAAUUGUGGAGGAAGUUCAUAUAUUGUACUUCACUAACUGGUUCAAUUAUUGGCUCAGUUGAUCACAUGCAACCUCAAGAUUUUGAAAAAGUCAUCAGCCCAGUAUCUGUUGCGCACUUUUCACAGUAUAAAUUAAGUAGGUUAUUGCUUAAGAAGCUAGAAGAUCUCAACUUCCAUGUUCAUAGACCUGAAAGCCAGGAAGACCUUGAUAGUGGCCCCCUAAAGGGAGGAGAAUUAUUGAUGGGGCAUGAAUGUAUAUCAAUCAAUGCCACUGAUCAGUCUAUAACUGCAACUGCCUCUCAUAUUGUGGAAGGGAAGUACAUGGAGAGAAAUAUCGAUUGCAGUAUUCUUGUUGGUACAGAUGGUGCUGGAAGUACCAUUCGGAACCUUGUAGGGAUAGAGCUGAGAGGUGAAAAAGACCUGCAAAGGCUUCUUAGCAUUCAUUUUUUUAGCAGAGACCUUGGUCAAUACUUGCUCAACGAGAGACCUGGAAUGUUGUUCUUUAUUUUCAACACUGAAGCUAUUGGGGUCCUUGUUGCACAUGAUCUCAAGCAAGGAGAAUUCAUUUUGCAGGUUCCCUUUUAUCCUCCUCAGCAGAAUGUGGAUGAUUUUAACCUAGAGAUAUGCGAGAAAUUAAUUUUCAAAUUGGUUGGUCGAGAGCUUUUGGACAUUGAUGUAAUUGAAAUUAAGCCAUGGGUGAUGCAUGCUGAAGUUGCUGAGAAGUUUGUGAACUGUGACAAUCGAAUAAUACUCGCUGGUGAUGCUGCUCAUCGGUUUCCUCCAGCUGGUGGUUUUGGAAUGAAUACUGGCAUUCAGGAUGUUCAUAAUCUUGCCUGGAAAAUAGCUUCUGUCAUGAAGGGUAUUGCACCAUCUUCAAUAAUCCGUACUUAUGAAAUGGAACGUAGACCGAUUGCAAUUUUUAAUACAGCACUUAGCGUCCAAAACUUUAAAGCAGCCAUGGCAGUUCCUGCUGCACUUGGUCUUGAUCCAUCUAUUGCAAAUUCUGUGCAUCAAGUUAUUAAUGAUGGGGUUGCCUCCAUUUUACCAUCUGGUAUACAAAAGGCAAUUUUGGAUGGGAUUUUCACAAUAGGUCGUGCACAGCUCUCUGAAUCUCUACUAAAUGAAAAAAACCCACUUGGGUCUUCAAGGCUUGCCAAAGUAAGGCGUAUAUUUGAAGAAGGAAAGAGCCUUCAGCUCCAGUUUCCUGCUGAGGAUCUUGGUUUCAGGUACCAUGAAGGAGCAGUUAUUCCUGAUAAUGAUAGCAUGGUGGGUGUUCUGGAACCUCCUACUGGUCGUCGGAGGGACUAUAUUCCUUCUGCAAACCCAGGGUCAAGGCUGCCCCAUAUGGAUGUGCGGAUAUCAUCAAAUUUAUCAAGUGAGGUGACUGUUUCUACACUUGAUCUUUUGUGUGGGGAUAGAGUUGAAUUCCUUCUCAUUGUAGCUCCACUUGAAGAGUCCUACCAACUUGCACGUGCUGCAUUCAAGGUGGCUGAGGAAUUCAAAGUUUCUGUUAAAGUUUGUGUAUUGUGGCCUGCUGACUCUCUUGAUGAAUUUGAAGCAAGGAGUAAGAAAGCAUUGACACCAUGGAAAAACUAUAUAGAUGUUGUGGAGGUUAGGAAACCAUCAAAUCCAUCAUCAUGGUGGAGUAUUUGUCAGAUGACUGACAAAGGAGCAAUUUUAGUGAGGCCAGAUGAGCACAUUGCUUGGUGUGUGAAAUCAGGUGUUGACAAGGAUCCUGUUUCAGAGAUGACAAGGGUUUUUACUGCUAUACUGGGGGUGAAAUAACCAACAAAAUAAGAGACCAUACUCUUACGGAAGUCUACUUGUGUGUUUUUCAAGAGCAAUCUUCCUUACAGGGAGUAAUUUCAUGGAUGCUACAUAUGAUUUCAAAUUGGCAUGAAAAUUCUUUCUAGACCAUUGGAAAGAAGUAGAUUAUAUGUAGAAUUUCAUGACAUAAUAUUAUUUAUUUGCAAAUCACCAUGGUGUGAACAUUAGAAUUUUGCCUGGUUAGAAUUAGAAUUUUUAGCAAUUAUGUGUGUACAAAGGCAGUUCAAUGUGUUUUUAUGCUCUUGUCAUGUAUUGCAGUGAUCUACUUUGCGUACUGGGCAAAUCACAUGCUAUGCAAGGGUUCGGCACAUGCAUUGCCUGGUAGGACUUAGAUAAUUUAGAGAGUCAGUGCAGUCAGUCAGUGCAGUCGUGCUUUAUCAUCAUGUAUAUAAAUAUAAGGAAGAUUUACAGGCACUUUGAGAUCUUCUUGAAUUAGCUUUUCAGAUUUGACAAUUAGGUCUCUUGUGAAGACAUUUCGGUGCAGUUACCUACUUUAGAAUUGCAUUGCUAUGGUGGUGUAUACUGGGAGUGACAAUGGUGAAAUAACAUAUUGCUCAUUUACUCUUGUUGCAACA